UCGUCUUUUCUUUAGUUUAUUUUAAAGAUCUCAAAACGGCGUUGAGAACUCCCGCAGAAAUAAAAGAAGAACGAGAGAGAGAGAGCGAGCGAGUGCCAGAGCUUGCCUCCAGAUCUGCACAAUCCACGGCCGAUUCUCUCACAACCUACAUCUGACUGUAUAGGUUUCGUUGAUCAGGAAUUAUGUCGAGGAGGUCAGUAAAUCCGAGCGCGAGGCGCUUUGCUGAUAGCUCUACCGUACCAUUGACAAAUACUUUUCAUCAGAAGUCCCGGUCCUCAUCUAUGUUAUCUGUUGGAUUGAUUCUCCUGGGAGCUUUUCUUCUCAUUGCCUAUUCUUACAGUAGUUCAGGUGGUUUUGGUAGUAGCGACAGAGAAGCUUUGUUGAGAUAUGAUGGUGACCAUUCAUGCACAUCCGAAGUUUUGAGAGCACUGCCUCUUCUGCAGAAGGCAUAUGGCGACAGCAUGCACAAUGUUUUGCAUGUUGGCCCUGAUACAUGUGCAGUUGUCUCUAAACUGCUGAAAGAAGAUGAUACAGAAGCUUGGGGUGUGGAACCAUAUGACUUGGAAGAUGCGGACAACAGUUGCAAGUCGCUUGUGCACAAGGGCCUAGUCCGUGUUGCUGAUAUCAAGUUCCCUCUGCCUUACAGGGCAAAGUCAUUUUCUGUUGUCAUUGUUUCAGAUGCGUUGGACUAUCUCUCCCCAAAGUACCUCAAUAAGACUCUUCCUGAACUUGCCAGAGUAUCAAAAGAUGGGCUUGUUUUAUUUGCUGGUUAUCCUGGUAACCGUAGAGCUAAACUGCCAGAAGCAUCAAGAUUUGGGAGACCUGCAAAGCUGCGAAGCCAGUCCUGGUGGAUCCGGUACUUUUUGCAGACAGAUUUGCAAGACAAUGAAGCAAUUGCCAAAAAAUUCGAGCAGGCUGCAGAAAAGAGGUCAUACAGACCUGGUUGCCAGAUUUUCCACCUGAAAGCUUAGGCUGAACCGGUCCACAGAGCAAAGUUUUCAUUCACGUCAAAGAAUUUUGUGCAGCCUGAUUUGAUUCUGAUAAUGUUAUUUCUUAUUCCUUCGGGUGAAGGUCAGCCAUGCGUCAGGCUUUCCCAGUUUUCUUUUGGUGUACUUAUUUAAAGCUCGGCUCGAUAGGUCUGCUGUCAAUUGGCGGCUGUUAAAAGAGGGAAACGCUAUGCAAAAUUUGUAUCUAGGCCAUCUAGAGAACUAUGUAAGAGGGUAGGUAGUACCUGGAUGGAAGUUCCAUAUUGAAUUUGUUUACACGAACGCUCAAUUUGCUGCAGAUGGCAUUCUGUGCAAAGUGGGAACUUUAAGAUGCUUUGAUGUUAAAAUGGAGAUAAAUUAUCCAUAA
Messenger RNA from Nymphaea colorata (pocket water lily), 1353 nucleotides. RefSeq names its product probable pectin methylesterase CGR3. The coding region runs from base 183 to 971 and encodes 262 amino acids. The transcript has 7 exons. The record is from RefSeq and is a predicted model, not a curated record. Gene Ontology annotation, biological process: pectin metabolic process. NCBI's taxonomy places the organism in Eukaryota, Viridiplantae, Streptophyta, Magnoliopsida, Nymphaeales, Nymphaeaceae. Gene Ontology annotation, molecular function: methyltransferase activity.